Syngnathus acus (greater pipefish) is the source of this 5157-nucleotide messenger RNA. RefSeq names its product Rho GTPase activating protein 31 (gene arhgap31). Bases 386 to 4105 code for a protein of 1239 amino acids. NCBI's taxonomy places the organism in Eukaryota, Metazoa, Chordata, Actinopteri, Syngnathiformes, Syngnathidae. The record is from RefSeq and is a predicted model, not a curated record. The transcript has 11 exons. Gene Ontology annotation, molecular function: GTPase activator activity. Gene Ontology annotation, biological process: small GTPase-mediated signal transduction.
AGGACUGGCCAGUGGAAGGGGGGAAAAAAAUCCCAACAACAGGAAACAGAGCCAUUCUAAUGCACUUUCUGCAAGUCCUUCACAGAUAAAGCGGCCGGUUGCCACGUCCCAGCAAACCAAAACUGUCACAGUGUCAUUCCUGUCAAGCAAUGCUGCACUAAGAGUUGGAAAGUUUAAACAAGUGACGUCACUUCUCCUCUCAGCCUCCAGUCGUGCGAGCGCUCGCUCAAAAUGUGAGCGGAUGCAGCACAUUUGGGACAAGAUUGCCGGGGACUUCUACGCGGCUGCUUUUUGAUCAGCAAGCUCACCCUUGCUCGGGGUCAUAUGGAUUCAACGCUGCGUUUACAAGGAGCUGCUAAUCAUCUGGACCGUUAACUGGAACCACAUGAAGAAAAAAGGGACCAAGCAGAAGUCCAAGACGAAAGGAAGUGAAAAUGCGUUCGGCUGUGACCUGACGGAACAUCUCCACAACUCAGGACAGGAUGUCCCUCAGGUGCUACAAAAAUGUGCAGAGUUCAUCGAGAAGCACGGGAUUGUGCAUGGGAUCUACAGGUUAUCAGGGGUCACCUCAAACAUCCAACGGCUCAGACAGGAAUUCAGCGCUGAGGCGUGCCCUGACCUUACAAAGGAAGUGUACCUCCAGGACAUCCACUGUGUGGGUUCCUUAUGCAAGCUGUACUUCAGGGAGCUCCCAAAUCCUCUGCUCACAUAUGAGCUAUACAGCAAGUUCACUGAAGUGGCCUCAGUAUGCGGCGAUCAUGAAAGACUUGUACACAUUCAAAAGAUUGUCAAGCAACUGCCGACCCCUCACUUCAGGACUCUGGAGUACCUCACAAAGCAUUUGGCCCGCCUCGCCACUUUGAGUGCCCAGACAAACAUGCACACACGCAAUCUGGCCUUGGUUUGGGCUCCUAAUCUACUAAGAUCCAAAACAAUAGAAGCCACAUCUGGAAAUGGAGACAUGGCUUUCCAGGAGGUGCGAAUACAACAGUCGGUGGUGGAGUUCAUUCUUAACCACACGGAACAGAUCUUCAACAGCGAAUGCGUGCAAAUCAAACCAAAAGAAGCCCCAAGUUUGAUGUGUGGGGAGAAGUAUGCCACGCUCCCAAUAAGCGGCCAAAGUGUGCCAAUGAAACUGAUGAGCCUGGAAGAAGCCCAAGCCCGUUCCUUAAGUCCAAACCAUCCCGUGCAUAAAGAACGCCAACGAGAGAACAGUCUGCCUGACACCACACUCUACCACACCGUCAUAGACUUGGACAGCAAGAGAAAGCUCUCUGGGAAGUCAAAGAAAUGGAAAUCCAUCUUCAAUUUGGGACGCUCCGUGGAUUCCAAAGGAAAACUGAGCCGAAAUGGAAGUGUGUUCAUUAGAGCUCCAGGCUUAACGGAAAAGGGAUCGCUUCGACCAUCCAGAAGCAUGGAGUCACUGUGCUCCUUGCCAACAGAUGAUGAAAGAACUGGAAAGAGUCCUUCAGAGGGACAAGGCAGCAUUUUUGUUCCAGACGUAAAAUCAAGAACACUGGGAUCUGAUUCACUUUAUGACUUGAGUGAACGCGAGCAAAACUGGGAGUUUAAGGGGAAAAAAUCUGGCGGAGCAACAGGCGGUUGGAACGCGGGCUUGAGCCAAAAGGGCGCGUCAUCAGGUGCUUCGGGAACCCCUCAAAGAACACUGCCAGAGCAGCUCAAGGUGUUCAAGGGAGACGAGCUGAGUGGCUACAAGCCCACAUCGCCUAAAAACAGGAGGAUGCUCUACUCGGGUUCCUCCUACAACAACACCUCUCGACCUUCCUUUCCGGGAAGCUUCUUUCCGCUGGAGUCAUCGCCGAGGCAUCAGCGUAGAGCCGUCAACAUCUCAGAGCCGUUCGCCGUGUCGGUACCGCUGCGUGUGUCAGCCGUCAUCAGUUCAAACAGCACGCCGUGCAGAGGGCUCGCCAAGGACAGAAUGGCUGCGGCCACCCUCAAACCCAGCAGAGAAACCUCAGAGCAGAGCGCUGGUGGAAAAAGCAACAUGUGUUCCCAAGUGGAGCCUGACAAGAAAGAUGAAACAGAGAAGAAAAAAUCCUUAGAACUGGUCUCAAGUGUGCCACAAGCCAGGGAAGACACAAGUAUUACUCCAGUGGAAGAGCUUUCCGUUGCAAGUGAAGGCACAGCUUCAACGCACUCGUGUGGGCAACAACUGGACAUUCAAAACGCCCCGCAACAGGAUAAGGAGCUUCAAAAUGCAGAAGAGCUUUGCUACGACGCCCGCCAAGAGCUGAAGAUAACCGAAGCUGACCUGCUGGAUAAGAGAUCUGAUUCCACGUUACCUUGCGCAAACAAAAGGUUAACCGUGGACGUAAAGUCCAAAAGAAGUCGCAGCUCUCCAUCGCUGUCUGUGUUCUGUAAAGACCCGAGUUCAAACGCCUCGCUCAAUCAUCAGUUUCACCCGCCCGGGGCUGAAUCGACAAAGAAGCAGCCGUCAGAGUCAGACAUCCUCUUUUCGCUCUAUAAAAAUGAUGUUUGGGCCAGUGAAAACAAAAAACCUGCCAGCGCCGUUUUGGAUGAAACAAACAAGAAGAUGUCCCCAAAAAGUCCACCUGCGAACAAAGACGUCCAACAGUGCCAGCUUACUUUAGAGGAAAGUGAAGUCAAAGCUCUUCCAAUUGACUCUCCAGGUGACGGCCAAAAACAAUGUGAGGAACACCAAAGUCCUAGAGGAGACCAAAAGGUCUCGUGUGAUGUGGAGAAAAUUCCCGAACUUAUUUCAAGGUUUUCUAUAUGCUUGGAAGAAAGACCCAAUUCUUUGGAUCUUCCAAUCCAGGAGGAUGAUGAAGCAUGUGCAGGAAACUCUGAGGAUCUGGACCUAGCGGAAUCAUGGGAGGACCUCAGUUCCAACAAGCAGUGGGUCACCAGUCCACUACACUCACCUGAUGUGGAGGAAUUGUUCAAACAGCAAUUGUCGCUCAGCUCACAAGCGGUGACUUUGAACUCAGAUGAGGAACAGACCUUAUUUUCUUCAUGCAGCGGCGACCAAUCGAAAAGACCAUCUCUGGCUGCCGCCUUGCCGGGAACCAUUCCCCAAACGUCCGGCAGCAAAUGUGAAACUAAAAUAACCUAUGUGCCUUCGACCCAGGCCAGCAAUGGAACGCAAGCUCCAACCGGAAAGUGCGGACCAAAAAAACAGAAAUCAUCGCAACACUUUUACAGACAGAUGUCUUAUGAUUCAGCAGGAUCGGAGAAAAGAGACGAACACAUUUCCAAACACAGACCAUACUCUCUGAAUUUAGAUUUCGGACCUCGGUGCAUUCGAGACAUUUCUAAUCAGCAAAGCCGUCCUCCACACGAGUUCGCCUCCUGUUCGAGGAGUUUGUCUGGGAGUGUAAACAACGGGAUGCUGUCCGAGUUGGACUUGUUCCUGAAUGAUCGGCAGGCACCUCUGCGACGAAAUUCCGCCCCCGUCAGUGUGUCAUCAGUACGCACUGCCUUUAUGAUAAAGACGUGCCAGGCCAAAGCCGUCCCCGUUGUGCCUCCAAAGGUGCAGUAUAGUCAGAUCCCUCCCUCCAGGAGAGACAGUGACAUCGAGGAACAAGACAAGGCAUCUCCUAAAACCAGUACAGAGAAAAGCCAGGCUGCACCUCUCCCGGUGAUGACGGAUCUGAAGGAGGAGCUGGAGAAUAAAGAGCCCGUGCCUAAGCACCAGUCACACCCAAAGGUCGAGAAACAAGCGGAGAACCCGAGGACGAACACGGCAGAAGUACCCGUCAUCGCCAGGCGACAAGCUCCGAGUCUUGAAGUGUUUGUUGACUGUCCGAGACCCAACAGAACCAACCUUCUACAAAGGCCGUCUUUUCGGAACCGCCAGAGACCGCAGAGUCUGAUCCUGUUCAGCCCCCCUUUCCCCAUCAUGGAUUACCCUUCAUCUGGCGACGACGGCAAGCUUCUGUCAUCCAUCAAGAGCCUGAAUGAGGAGGCAGCGGUGAAAGAGACAUCAGGAGAGGGGAUUGCUCUUCAAAGUAAAAUGACCAUUCCAAAAAGUGGUCAGAGACUAGAAACCUCAACCAGCUGCUUCUACCAGCCACAGAGGAGAUCCAUGAUAUUUGAUAGCAGGAACCACAGACAGAUUGAGUAAUUGUGCAGACUGGAUGAAUGUAAAUAACUGACUGAAAUAGAUAUAAAGCACAGUUUUUUUUGGGGGGGGGGGAAUGUUUUGAUUAAAUUAAGAUUUCUCACAACAGUCAUGAAGUAUUUAAGAGAAAUAAGAGUCACUGACUGAGGCCUUGUGAGGCAACAUCCGCCAUUCAGAUGAACUUAGUCUUUUUGAGCCCAUGUGCGGUGCUUCCGUCACUUUAUCACAAAUGCUUUAAAGAACAGAUGACUGACAAUCAAGCUUUUGAUCAUCAAUCGGUUAAUUGCAGAAUGAUUUUAUACUUGAAAACCAAUGAAGGUUUGACUGGAGAAAGUUUAUGGCGCAGAGUUACUGGAAAAAAAAGUCUUGCAGGUUUUCAGUUUGGUGUAAGUCAUGGCAAAAAUUUUACUUUUCCACUUGGUGGAAACUUGGCUUCGUAUUGUAAUGUAGCGACAACAAUAACAGUAAUACAAUGCUGCAACAGUUUCGUGUAAAGUCGCAUCAGGUAAGAAAAAAAAAAAUCUUGAGCAUUAAGGCUUCUGGAUCAAAAGACGUGUGUAAAAACUGAUAACGACGCUGUUGAACAGUUUACCUGCGCUAGCAUUGCAGGAACUAUACUGCUGAAGAUGUAUCGUGACAUAAGGUCAACUUUAAACAUAAGGAAAUAAAGUAUACACUAUUAAGCUUUUGACUGUGAUUAAUAUGAUAUUUAAAAGGAAAUACAUUUUCUUGGAUCAUUUUUUAAUCGACAGAAAAACCUUUUUUGUAUAUCUUUAUAUUUCUUUUUUUUUUUGGGACAAAGAUGCUUUGUAAGGCGUAUCAACCUGCGUGAUGCUUUGGAGCAAAAUCCACUGAAAGCAUCGAGGAACAGUUUUGUUUGUUCUAACUGGGUUCUGUGUUUUAUGUUGGUGUCCACACAUCUUGGAAACAUUAUUCGACACAAUGUGAUAACCAUUGUGAUUUUUAUGUCUUUUUUUUCCAUUGUUGCAUUGAGACCCCUCAGUAGGAAACUUUUGCUACAACAAGGAUUAUGACAAUAAAUACUUCAAAUGAAA